AUGUGUAUCAGUAAAGAUAAUGGAGGUUUAGGGAUCAAAAAUCUUGAUAAAUUGUGGUGCAUCAUUCUUAAAAACAAAUAUUUCCCCAAAGAUGACCCUUUGUUUUAUAGGAAGAAAACCAAAAAGUCUUGGGUUUGGACCAGCAAAUGUAAGGGUUUAGAUAUCAUAAGAGAUAACCAUGGUUGGGAGUUAGGAAAUGGUAAGGAUAUUCAGAUUUGGAAUGAUAAAUGGUUGCCUAAUGGUAAAUUCCCUAAACCUAAGGAUGUUAACGACAUGCAUUUGGUUCAUAAAGUGUCGGAUAUUAUAGAUAAUAGGGGUAACUGGAACUUUGCAUUGAUUAGUAACCUGUAUGUUGUUGUUGAAAUUGAUGAAAUCGGAAUGUUAGAACCAUGUAAUAGCUAUGAGAAAAAACAUACUAGGAAAUGGAUGGGAACCAGAGAUGGUAUUGUUUCAGUGAAAUCUGCAUACAAUUAUCUUUGUAAUAGAAAUCAUGCUAACCUUACAGUUGAAUGGAGAGGCAUCUGGAAAUUAAAUGUUAUUCCUAGAGUUAAAUCAUUUCUUUGGAAAUCCUUGAGUGUUUGUCUUCCAGUUAGGGAAACUCUUGGUAAAUAUACUCCGAUAGAUAUAGUUUGCCCCCUCUGCAAUUAUAAUGUUAGAGAAACAGUCGAACAUUUAUUUACUGAGGGCUUAUUCUCUGAAGCUAUCUGGAGAGGUUUAUCUUUUUCCAGUACCUUUUAUGCUGCUGCGAAUGAAAGCUUUAUUAGCUGGUGUUUGUAUUGGUUGAAAGAUACUAACAACAGGAAUUUCCUUGCUUACAUUUCAUGGUAUAUUUGGAAAUAUCGUUGUAGGGUUGUUUUUGAUAACAUUAAAGCUAACCCUAAAGCUCUGAUUGAAUUCAUUAGGAAAGAUAUUCAUUACUAUAUUAAGCAUGCUCUUUUGGGAAGGUUGUUCGUGCUAAUAGAUGUGAUAUUUCUCAUCCUUGUUGCAGCUACUUCACAGGUGGUCCAGGAUGGUGUUCUAGCCCAGAAGAAGCUGAAUCCAGAGCUUUCCCAGAAGCCAUCAAAUGGUCAAGAGAUUGCGGAAUCCACAGAAUAA
This is a messenger RNA of Papaver somniferum (opium poppy), 1095 nucleotides long. RefSeq lists its product as uncharacterized. The coding region runs from base 1 to 1095 and encodes 364 amino acids. NCBI's taxonomy places the organism in Eukaryota, Viridiplantae, Streptophyta, Magnoliopsida, Ranunculales, Papaveraceae. The transcript has 2 exons. The record is from RefSeq and is a predicted model, not a curated record.